AUGCGAGCAUCUCGGUAUAAACUUAGCCGCAAGAGUGGCCAUCGUGUGGCCAUGUUGAGAAACAUGGAACAUCAUUUAACAGUUCCCAAACUUUUUGGUGAAAUGGCAGAAAGAUAUAAAGAUCGUGAAGGUGGUUACACUCGUAUUCAUAAAUUAGGUUAUCGAGUAUGGGAUAAUGCCGCUAUGGCAAUUUUAGAAUUUGUGGAUGCUCCCGGUGAUUUAAAAUAUGAUAUGUUAAUAAAAAGAUUGGCUCAAAUGGAACUUGACCCUUCCUUAAGAGUUCCCACCACCUUCAUAGAACAAGGUCAAACCCCCUUAAGAUUUAAACGUGAAUUUAAGAAAUGGUUAAAAAGAUUGAAUGGUCAAAGGAAAUUUGAAAAGGAUGUUGAAAGAAUGAUGAAAUCUAAAAAGAUGUCUCCUCGUGAUUUAGAUAGUGCUAUCUUAAAUGAAAUUAAUAAUUUAAGAGCCGUAGAACAAGAAAAAUUGGAAUCUUAUACGAGAUAUAAACUUAGAAGAAAAGGUGGUUAUAUGUCUUAUGAAAAUAUGGACAGUCAAUAA
This is a messenger RNA of Diversispora eburnea, 558 nucleotides long. The record is from the annotation of a GenBank genome assembly. Lineage: Eukaryota; Fungi; Glomeromycota; Glomeromycetes; Diversisporales; Diversisporaceae.